CAGGGGGCGCACUUGAUGACUCGUGGAUGGUGUCGAAUAUUCUUGCAAACGUAAAUAAUCCAGGACUUCAAUAUCCAGACAUCAACGAAGUUGACCAUGAUGUAGCAUGAGAGAGUGGACAUGUGGGCCAUUCGACUUCUUCGCCCACCAUUGAUCAGGAGUCCCUUUCUGGCCCUGCCCUUGAACCUCCAGUGUAGUUUCCUCACCAGUGCCCAGACAGCUGAGGUCUUGAGGCCGUUCAUCUUUGCUGUCCAUCCGGACUUUUUCGGCCAGCAUCCCAAGGAACAAGCUGUGAAUGAACAUUCCCUUAAGCUGCUGUAUGCACACUUAGAAAACAUCAGAGAUAAAUCUGUGCAGGUGACCCCUAAGGAUCUUACUUUCUACCUGCGCAAUGGUGGAGGAGUACAGCCAUCCAAGCAAGGUCAGUCUGUUUUUCGAUCCGUCACAGUCAGCCUGUUGGCGAGAGACAUCUACACAACCGUCAGCAACAUCCUAGAGACGUGCAGUCUGCCAACCAACAGCCUCCAGGAGCUCUCGGCACACAGGCCCCUUCCCUUUCCCAGGCCGGUGGAAUGGCACCACUCCUACUAUGCCUACACCGGCAAGAAGGACCCCUAUGCAGAGGUGUAUGCCAAACACCAGCCAGCUAAAGAUUCUCUUAGAAACUGGCUGAGGACAAACGUCUCUAUAGCCAGGAAGAAUGAAGAGUCCAGUCUCCCUAUCCGCCAGGAGACGGAGCGUCUGAACGAGAGUCUCCAAGAGGAACUGGGCUUGGAGGAGUUGAGGUGGAUGUCUAGGUGGGACGUCAAUACAUUCAGGGCAUGCCUUAGGUCAGUUGGAAAGCUGCAUCGGGAACACCCUGAAAUCAUGGACAAUCUGAGAGGAAAGAAGUUAGUGCUCGGAAACUGGAGUGGAGUGUCAAGAGAGGGUGACGUGAUGCUGUGCAUUAAAAGUGUAGAACAGCAGUGGCUUGCAUUCCUAAGCAGCCUGCCCCAGCAGAUGAAAGUCCUAGACCACCUGUCUGUGGCCGAGCAGCAGCUCUCGGAUCUCCUCGGGGGCAGCCUGAGAUUGUCCAGACGCUGCUGCCGCAACCCGAUGCCAGCGCCGGCCUACUUGGGCCUGCUGCGGAAGAUGAUUGCAGGACUCCAGAGGUACCGCCAGACUGUGGAAGGACAGCGCGACUGCCAGAGAAUCUCGAGAGGACUCCUUGCCAACGUGGAAAUGAAUGUUGUCAGUGAUUCAGGUCGGAUGUAUGUGUCUUCAAGAGGUGCACUUCACGUUCCUGCUUCCAGCCAACCACCAGACCUCAUCAGCUUUCUCCUUGACAAUGGAUUCAGGGUCAAAGACCUCAAGAGGCACUACCAGAGAAAACUCCUGGAAGAGAUUGCUGUUGUUCAGACGUGUGUGGAGGAGCUAGACUUGGCGACUUUGACCAAAGAAGAUUCUGUGUCCACUGAGGAAAUGAUGUUGUGCUGCAGGAGACUGAUGGAGAGUCCUGCUGAGCUGGGCGCGUCGUUGCAGGACACCAGCAUACUGGUCGGUCACGUCUACAUGGUGCUGUGGGGUGGGGAAUUGUGCAUACCCUGGAAUUGGAAGGACUAAGUUUUGUUAAUCUUUGUUCAUUGUUUGCUGGCUCCCCUGAAGGCCUCCUAAUUGCUUCAGUGGUGCUAUGAGAAUCCUAACAUUUAUUCGAUUAUCAGUAUUUUGAUGGGCGUAUUGUGUUUUUUUUGUCAGCUUAAUCUGAAAAGUUGGAGAACAAAAUAAAACUUUAUUGUGGAUGUUGUGGAAGCCACGUGGAAAUACGUAUUCAGUGAAAAGUAAAAAUGGAAAAAAGACACAACAGUGUCAUACCUACAUCUUUCGCAUUAAACAAAUAAUCUGUUUUUAUAUGAUGGAAGGGUCACUAUCAUUUUUUUAUAUUCUGUUCAACAGCAUUCAAGUCUUUAAGCGCUAGUUGAAGCGUGUUAGUCACAUUUGUUACAAGUUUCGCACUUCAAUCUUUUUUCAAUUGAUAUUGCAACCCAUCGCUUUGUGUACUUGUGAAGAGGUUUAUUUUUAUGUACACCUUUUGGUUAGUUUUCAAACUAUAUUUCAGUUUCAUUGGUUACUCAUUCGUAUUUUCUACUCGCUCAUAUGCAGUUUCUAUGAAAGCAGUGUGCAGUUUAUAGAAUGGCUGUUGGUAACCCUCAGGUAUUUUGCAAACCUUUUCUAUUCUUUGUCAAUUCAACGUUGCAUAAUGGGCAACGGUUUACAUGAUUCUGGAGUGUCAGUAACCCCAUCCAACUAGCAUAGUGUAUGUGGCAUCAGUUGUUGCAAACUGCAUUUUGAAGUGUGAACAGUGGACUGUCUUGUAAAUUCAGCGGGUGUGCACUCAAGUCCAUCACAGUCAAAUCUGAGCUCAGUCACAAGCAAAAUUAUGAGCUCAUCACAAGGUGAACAGUGACAAAGACGUGCUUCUGUCACAGCUUAAGACUUGAGACUAGAUUACUUGAGAUUAACUUGUGGUCUUAUGAGGACUUGGCUACAACAAAUACUUCAUUGAUGAACCAGCUAAAAAGAAGAACCUGCAGUGCGUCUUCUCACUCAAGUCUAGACUCAAGUAAAGCAGAAAAUGAUUGUGAAGUCAGUGUGAAUCCCAAACUUGAAAACAGACUAAGACCAUUUGUAAAAUGGGCAUUAUUGUCAGUGGCUAUGGCCUCCCCCUGUGGUGUGCUAGUGUGAAAAACCUGAGCCGUGAUAUCCAGAGUACUUGAUUUAGACAUGGCUUAAUAGCUUGAAGUCUGGACCGAUUUUCCACUGUCUUGAUUAUUGUGGACAUAUUGCAGGUCUAGCUACACAUUUAAAGCCUGUAAUGUUAGACUGACAUGGAUACUCUCUGUAUGAGAGCCCAAGAGAAGUGUGAUAGAAGUGUUUUACAAUCCAGAAUCUAAUCUAUUUCAACCAGGGUCCAAAAUGUCCUCUUGGAGCUUUUGUUUUAGAAUUGGAUUAAAAAUCCUGUCAUCUGUUUAAGUUGAAUUCAUUUUAUCUUUGGGUUCUUGAAUGGACUGCAACACUUCUGGAGUAACUUCCACAAUGCAUUGAAGUCCUGGUAAUUUUGGCUGAAUCCUUUGGCAGAAUACAAAUGUUCAUUACUUUUAGCCAUGAGGCCUGAAUUAUGAAGAGCACAGACUACUCACUCGACUGCAAGUGGUUGAGCCGAAGGCAUGUAAAGGAACCAUUGACUACUUCAAGUGGUGUAGUGGAACUAGCCUCCUGAGGUAAUCAAAGAACUUUUUUAUGAUAUUAAGACAGACUUAGAGGAGGACGUUUAUUCAGUGUUGUCAUUGUGGACAAAAAUUAGAUACACAAAUGUACAUUUGCCACAGAGAAAUAUAAAUAUCAUUAAUAUCAUCAUGUACUCCAUUGAUCACCGAGGGAGGCUAGUUUUAUGACACUAUGAGGCAGUUAUUAAUUGUUUUAUAACACCUCGCCUACGUAUUUGGCUUGAUUUAAAUUGAUAACUACUUUAUUUAAUCUAUAUUCAUAAGUAUGCAUACAGUUUUUUUUAACUUCACGACCACUUUUUCAAAUUAUCGAAAACUUUGAACCAGCACUUAUUUGGGAGUGCUCAUAGCACACAUGCCCUUGUACAUUAUCAUGGAAUACCUGUUGAUACGCAUGCAGUUCUUUGGUUGCUAUGGGUGUAACAAAUUUGUGAGUGCCAUGUGAUUUGCUCUUGGCCAAUCAAGAUACAGAAUCCGUUGGUGAGGUGUUAUAAUGGAAUAUAGCCCAAUCCCAAAUCUUUGACACACAAGUCAUUAGAUAUGAAUUUUAAUUAUAGAUUUUGCCCUUACACCAACGUAUAUUCAACACUCUGCAUACUCAUUUUGAAAAAAACUUGUGAAAAACUUCGCAAGUUUACUUGGGUCAAGUAUGCAUGAACGUGUAGAUCUGGAAGGGGUUGAUGGAACAAUCUUUUUGUAACAUGCUGAGAGGUUAAGGAGAGUGGUAAUGAAAACCAACUUUUUCCAGCAGGCUACAGUAGUCUUUGAGGAGGCACUUGUAAUGAUGGGAAAGCCAUUGUUGCAGUUUAACUGCUUGGUGUUGUAAGCAUGAUGUGGAGCUCAUUCCAAUAAAACAUAGCAUAAAUUUGAUCUCAUUUUA
Molecule: messenger RNA, 4143 nt
Organism: Acanthaster planci (crown-of-thorns starfish)
Lineage: Eukaryota; Metazoa; Echinodermata; Asteroidea; Valvatida; Acanthasteridae
Gene: tcaim
Product: T cell activation inhibitor, mitochondrial
Cellular component (GO): mitochondrion
Source: RefSeq, a predicted model, not a curated record